AUGAAUCAUACAGUCACCUUCGAGAAUCCAUUUGACAAAACAACUCAAAUACCAUGGCUUUUCAUCGUUGCUCCUCCAGUAAUAGUAACAUGGGUAAUUUUCCUCACAUUUUAUCUUUCACGGGUUGUAGGACUAUUGUUUUCGUUUGUAUUAAACAGGUAUUUACGGUUCACUAAGACAGCUGGUCAUAUUAAGGUCGGAAGUAUAUCUUUGUCUGUAUUAGGUGGAAAGGUCAUGUUUAGAGAAUUAGUUUUCGCCAACGAUGAUUAUUCGAUUCGAAUAAAUGAUGGAUGGCUGAUAUUCUCAUAUUGGAAAAACGUACCGAAAACUUUUACAUUUCACGAUCCUACAUCACGACUACAUGUCUCAUUGAAUGGUUUACAAAUACACUGGUAUAAUAGAGUUCAUCAAUACAAAGAGAUAGCUAAACUUUUCCAUCUCGAACGUUUGUUCGGAGAUGAAGAAUGUAGGAGAAUUGUUCCAACGAAUACAGAAUUGGACUCUAGUAAAGCAUGGGAUCGUUUCUGGGCUUUAGUAGGUGUAAUCAAAAUGGAUAUUUGGUCCGGACGGGUAGUGAUCGGUAACAAAAGUCUUCCUUAUAUGUUUGUUUUUUCCUGGGAGAAUAUGACUAGCAAAGUGUUGUUGGAACCUUCUGCUGCCGACAAAGCACUGCUUAAGGUUUCAGGACAGAUGGAAAGUAUACGAGUAUCUUUACUGAAACAUCCUGAGUAUGCUGGCCUUCCCUAUAAAGAACCACCUAGAACUAUGGGAGAUGGUUUCGCUGUCAUGCAAAGUGCUAAUUUAAUGUUUUAUUAUCAUCAGGACAUAUUAGGGUAUGUGACUGAAGAACAACAGUCAGCUUCUCAAGAAGAUGCUCCUGUUUGGGAGUCUAUUUUUCGUUUUGGUUCGAACACUGUGAUGGGCUAUGGUCCCUGGGUAGAACAACAACGAGCUUUGAUUUACAGCUUUUUCUUCCCUCCCGAUUAUCAAACUGCUGCUGUGUCGGCAUUACCAACCAGGGGAAGUCGUAGAAUUAAUAUAAUACAUGAUUGUCGAAUAUCUUUCCUCAAAGAAACGGCUAUCGAUGUUUGGUUCAUGAGGGGAGAACAGCUGGAAAGUGUACAUACACGCUGCCAACCCGGAAGUUCCGCUGAUAUAUCAAUAUGGUGGAUUACUCUUGAAGAUGGGUACAGCUGGUCUUGUGAAAUUAAUCUUCUGACAGUUGCAAGCACAACUUCUCUUGUAUAUAGAAAGCUCUUUGAAUGUGAGACGCUGAGCGUCGUAGGAAACUUCCAUUAUCCUAGGGUUUAUAAUGGAAAACAAACGUGGAAGUUCAAUUAUAAUAUUUCAAAAGCUACAGCUUGGUUUGUGUGGGAUCACAAACGGUUUUUCUCUGAUUUAAUAAAUGAAUGGAUAGGAGAUGCUCCAUCUGAUGUCCUGACAUUCAUACCGUAUACCGUGGCGAAUGAAGUCAAAGUAACGGACGGGUUUGAGUUCAUAUUGUUGUUGAAUGAUAGUAAUUGGGUAGACCCUUCUGAAAAACUUUCUGAAAAUGUAGAAUGUGCCAUCGUUGGGGAGCAGCUGAGUUUAUCAUUUUUGUACGCUUUUGUGGAUUUUUUACCAUCAACCUUCAAUGUUAGUUACAACUUGAUAGGAGAAAAUGAAAUGGCUAUGAGACUUAAAUAUCCUUCUAACAGUGCAACAUCUUCUUUAUUAGCAGGCUUGUUGAAAAACGCAAAAACUUCUUCGAACGCUAAUGUAUCGCCUCAUGGAACUGUGUCAAAAGCAGAAGGCUGGUUUGAGUCUUGGAGAACAGAAAGAGUUUCAUGUGUAUUUGAUUAUAAGUAUCAUCCUAUAAUAACCGAGUUCAAGCCUACGUUGCCGUACGAUGUUUAUAAAGGAUGGAUGCCACCGAAAAUAGAAAAUCCAUUUGAUCUACCAGUUGAUUUUCUGAAAGUUGUCGUUGACAUAGAAGGAUCAGAGGUUAUGCUCACAGGCCUGCUAAUUAGAUUUUUAAUUGAUCUCAAGAACAAUUAUUUUGGCUAUUAUGACUCGAUGACAAGCAUAGAAUCAGUCGAAGCUGAAUCUUCAAACCUGUUGUCCAUGUUCAAUCGAGUUCCUCCAAAUGCUAUAGCAGAACUUUAUCGGCCCAUGGACGUUGAGUUCGAAUUACGAGUUCAUAACAUUCGAGCCCAAUGUCUUCUCCAUUCACCCUCAACAGAUGAGCCCUGUCCUACAGUUUUCACAGAAGAAAUAGCUGUAGAAAUUAAAAAAAGUUGUAAAGAGACAUUUAUUCAAGUAGGAGUAGGCCCCUGCGUGGCGCAUUUUGAGAGAACAUCUUCCAACCAAUCAGAUGGCUUCCUAACUUUGAGUGGAUUACAGUUCAGGGGGCAUGCUAUGUUCUCUUCGGUGGAUGUUCCAUGGGACAUGUCUAUUUUGGAAUAUGGGUGGAUUAUGGAAAUAAUAAUAGGAGAUAUCAGAGGGAGUUUGAACUUUCCUAAUAAUCUUGUGGCAUUGGAGCAAGUAGUUGAGUCAUUAUUGAUAAUGGCAAUUUCCAAAGAUGAUGCUAUGAUCAUUCCUAAUCGUUUCAAUAUUUGCCAACACGGUCAACUUGUUACAUCAUGUAAGAAAUCUAAGUUUGCAGAUGGAAGAUGUGAUGGAGAAGAAAAAUUAAAAUAUCGCCAACUUCGUUUGUCUGUUGAUAGCGUACAACUAGCAUUAUGUGAAGAAAAGACUAUCAUCCAGGUUGCUGCUGAUCCUAUACGAUUUACUCUCUGCAAUUUGCACGAAGGUAGAUUUGCUGAACAUCUUUGUAUCAGAGUUCCUGAAAUUUCCAUAAAACAAAUUCUCCACGUAAGUAACAAUGAGCAAACUCCAACAUGGCUCCUAGUUAGCAAAGCAACAAUAUCUGGUAUAGUGCUAGACCUCGAGCUUCCCAUCGAUGAAGCUGACAAUCCUGUGGAACUGGCUGGAGAUCGUUUGGAAUUUUUGAGAAAGCACGAUGAGAAAAGCCAUCGGUUGCUUUUCAUCUGGAGCAACCACAGUAAGUGGAGAUGCACUUGCAAUGGAGGAACUUACUUCUUUGGUGAAGUCGACACAAUAGGGAAAGACUUUCUUCGAACUGAUCAUAAGCUAUGUAUACCUGAUAUAGUUACUAAUGGUCAGCCAGGAGUUUUACAAGACCUUCUCCGUCCGACGGAAAUGAUGCUCCAUGCAGAAUCACAUUAUAUCUAUGGGAAUGUCAAAUCAUCAAGACGGAAAGACAGUACGGAUUCUUUCAAAGUAUCUGCGGUGUCAUCCUUGGAUACUGCGUCGUUCCAUUCAACGUUUUCACACCAGCUGGAAGAAUCUUCUCAUUCUCUUCUGGCAACUUAUACUGGUUAUUUAGCAAAAGUAGAUGUUUUCAAAAAAGAUUGUGAGCCUCCCAGUUUUGGAGAACCUGGUGAUAUAGCGUUAUGGGCUCAGAAGCGCAUCAUGUACCUGAAUAUAGCUUGUGAUGGUGUUGACACGCUGAAGAUGAAACCAUCGAAGGCAACAGAAUUUAUCUCGGCUACUCACAAGCAGUUGAACUCGUUAACUGAUCAUAGGCUGAUAAUAACGGGAUCUGCAGCCAAAGCUGUUGAUGUGUUCAUUUCUCCAUUAUCAUUUGAAGCUGCUGAUAUCAUUGUCAAUAGCUGUCUGGACUUUUUACCACAAAUCAAUCCUUUCAUACUGCUCAACUCAAUUUAUAGGGACUGCUUAUUGCGGAGCCAUAAACAACCUUUGACAAAAACACUGUUUCCAUCAGAUAAUGCAUCUCCUUUCGUUUUCGACGUCGCUCUGGAUUUACCGACCGUUCACAUAUCGAUGUUCCAGUGUGGGGUUUAUGAAUACUAUAAUAAACCUUCUCUUGAGAAUAAACGAAUAUCUCCUGUUUCAUCUAACUUGGCUUUCGCGUUUAUUCACGGAGGCAGCAUCAAGUCCAAGCCCAGUCCAUUCGGUCAAAACGUGCAAUCCACCAAUUACACUUUGAAUAUAACGGAAGUUUCUGCUCAACUUCUUCAAGUUCUAUCGAACAAUGAGCAGAGUUUUGUUCCUGAUUUUUCAAGGGUUCAAACACUCAGCCAGGUUGAUUGGGAGAGUUCAUCUAUUGCCAAACGGAUUCAUAACAAAUACCUUUCCCUCGUGUUAGAUUUUGGCAUUCCUGAAAUCAACAUUAUACUCGAGAAGCUGACAAAGAUUAGUAGCAAGAAAAAUCAUCCUAACCUUUCUAAUCAAUCUUCCUUACAAUCAACAAAAGUAUUGGAAGACAAGUUGAAGAUUGAUAUAGGAUCUAUUAAAGCUCUGGUCACUAUGCCAAAGCCGCUUGAUAGGACAUCAAAACAAGAAUUUCCCUUGUAUGAUGUGUUAUCCCCGGCAAUAAACUCAUGGUUGGGUUAUGCUACGAAGCUGGAGAGAAGUCUCAGCCAACUGACAGAUUCAAUGUCUACUUGGAGUGAUAUAUCAAUGAUAAGGAUCAUGAAACUUGCACUGGAAUGUACCGACGAAGCUGUUCUUGGUGGGAAAAACAAAAAUGUAAUGGAACCGGCGAAAGUUUUUGGAAAACAUCAAGCGAGUUGUCCUUCCUGUUUACUUCUCCACAAUCUGAUGAGGUGGUGUUCGUUACCGUCUUCACAAGCUUCGGCUCUGCCUCUCACAUCGUAUAAAGAGUUCCGCGACGUCAAAAGUAGGAAAGUUGCUCUGCAGGCUUUGCUCAGUCAUUGGCAAACUGAUAUUUGUCGAUUAGUAAAACUUGCGUCUACCACUGAUGCUAUGAAGUAUAAAGUAGAACCUAGGGAUACUAAGAAAAGAGAAGUGAGGAUACAAAUAGACGAACAUAAGGAGCAUAGAAGAUCAGAGAGUGGAGUCAGUCGAACUGCUGUGAUGAACGAUUCGACACUGCAAGGAAACGAUGCUAAUGUCACAAAAAAGGCAACGGAAACUGAGUCAAAAAGCAAUCUGUACCAGUGGAUAAUGAAUGCACAUAGAGAGAGAAAUGAAAGAAGAGAAGGUAAAAGCAUGGAGGAGAUCAAUAAGGAUUAUAUCAACCCUAUGGACAUUGUACCUAGAGCUUUUUUCUAUCCCCUAUACAAGUCCUACAAACUUGAUGUCACUCAGUUGGAUAGUGUACCUUUCAAUAACAUGAAAGUUGCUUAUACAGUUAAUAUCAACGGGAUCUAUGCUGAUUUAGUUGAACCUAAGACCAUUACCUCAAGUUCCUGUGCUAGUGAGUUCUCGACAGCUUCAAUCCAUCAUCUGAUGCAAGUAAAACUUCUAUCGGUCAAUGGAGAUUUCGGAUGGAAGACCGAUAUGGACGAAAGGAAUUUGAUUCCUAAGAUUGGUAAAGCAACUUUGAACUAUCGUGGAUCGAUCGAAGAUGUUCAAUUUGUUGUGGCACUCUCUUCUAUUUGCUUGGCGAAAGAAAUAUUUUUGGUUGUUAAAACGGCUUCUGAUAUUUUAGCCAGCAUAAAGCAGGAUACGUUGGAUCAUGAAAGGUUGAUGAAAAAAGAUUCACCCAUGAAUCAAUCAGUGAAAGAUUCAUCUGAGAAUAAUCAAACUUGGGAAGAUAGGGUUAUAGAGCUCACAAACGAUUUCGAGAAAACUAUGACAAGGUCUGGAGAUUUCUCUCAAGGAAAUAUUCUAAUAUCUGUUCACGGUGCCUUGAAUGUAGAUGCUGUGAAAUUGGAAUCUCAAUUAACAGAUCUGUAUAUAUCUUUCGAUAUGAGAACUAUAGAACUGACUCAACAGCAUAAUCCAUCUAAUCGUGAAGCUCACCCGCAAGAAGUUGAUAUUUUGAAAUUUUCUCUGAGGAAAGCGAAGCUUAAUAUUCGUGAGGCAAUCCUUCUGAACGGAAAAAUGCAAGAAAGCAAACCAAUUUUGCAUUGUGGUUUGAAAGAAAGUGUUGCUAAGCUCGACAGGAAGUUGCUCGUACUUGAUGGUAGAGAUCCAAAAAGUGAUACCUCUCUCUUCAUAGCUCUGGGGGCGAUUGAUGGGGAACUACCAAUGGUAGCGAGAAGUUUACACGAUGUUGUUAUGAGACAUGGUCCUGAGCUUGAACAGCAGUUUAACCGUCUCAGUGCCCAGCCUCAUGCUCAUUCCAACAGUGAUACUUUAUUGAAAGUACAGCCAAUUGGCUCUCCUACUGAUUGGGUUCAUUCAAGUACGGAUCGAGUUAUUAUGACAAGACCUACAAUAGCUAGAGUGUCAUUCCAAAUCAGCUUGGACAGUAUCGAGUUGAAAGCUCAGUUAUUACCAAGCUUGAAAGCAACGUAUAAACUUCACAAAGCUACCAGCUCUGGAGAAACAGGAGCUGAAGCCAAGUGGAUGGCGGCCAUCGAAGAUCAUCAUGCUGAGUUUUAUGUAUCAUUGGAUAGUAAGUCAGGAGAUAAUUUCAACCUGGCUCUUCCGUCAGUUUCCGUCAAGGGUCAGUAUCUUGGAGAGGAAAAAUGUAUUGGAGGUACUGCUCCUACCACUGAUAAACAACUCCGUUAUAGACAAGGAGGAUAUUUAAAAAUGGAGGUGCUACUAGGACAAGUCAAUCAUUCCUUCACCACGGAUCUGUUGAAUCAUAUCCUCUUCGCGGAGCAGUCCUUCAGAUCUGAACUGUCUGCUCUCAUUCAACGACUAGGACCUCAAACCCCAUCCUAUCCGGAAACCACGAUUCCUACAACAUCAACAGAAAACAAAAGUUUACUAUUCUUCCUAACAAUCAAAGGACAAGGAGUUCCCUGGUUCCAACUAACCGCUGCAACUCCUUCGUCGACUGCUGUUCGAUUUACAAUUGACAGUUUAGAUACUGAAUUAACCAACCGAUGGGUUGUGAAAGAGGAGGGAUCCACAAGGGAGCGUCUGUUCGGUGCUGCUGUGAUUCAAUUCAAUGCCAAACUUGGUCAGCUAGUUAAGCCAGCUCAGUAUGAAGAAAUUCAAGCUGAGCUCCAGGAGUACGCCACAUUUAUGACUCAGAUUCGUAUCGAGAACAAAGAAAGUUCCAAAAAAACAUACUCCUAUCACAUAUCUUUGAACAGACCGUUUUUCAUGCUUAAAGCUAGUGCGAUCGAUAAGGGAAUUCUACUCUGGUUAAAUUACAAAAAUACUUAUGAUUACUGGAGAGCCGAGAGAACCAAAUUUGAGAGAGCUAGUUCGACCAAACGGAAUAGUAUUCCACAUGCUAUGUUUUCACCCCAGCAAUCUCAAGAUUUUGAUAUUAAUCUUUCUCUAUCCAUAAACAAUGGCAUGUACGUAUGUAUGCCCUUAAUAAGCAAUGAUGUGACAGAAGGAAUGCCGGCUUUAGUUCUCUCAUUACAAAAAUCAGAUGUUACUGUAACGAUAAGGAAAGAGUUGGUUUGUCAAGCUCAGUUCCACGGUUUCAAGUUGAACUUUAUUGACAACUUCGAUGAACGGUCUUUAUCAAGCGUUCAUGAGAAUCGAGGGGAUUCAAACUUCUUCUUCUUCCCUCAAGGUUCCUACCAAUUAUGUUCGAAGGCUUCGAAUGAAUCAGGAGAUGCUCAGUGGAUUUUAAGUGUGCGAUCUAGGAUGCGUGGAAUGAUAAUCGAUUUAGAUCACAGAAUUGGUAAACUCACAAAAAUGUUGGUCAACACCCUCUCUUCUCUUGGUGAGGAUGAUGAAAAUUACAUUGAAGAUUUCCAUUCGGACUACAUAAUGGGUACUGAAGAGCAAUUGAUUGAAGGAGGUGCGGAGUUAUCAAGAAUGGUACCUGAAGACAGAAUUAGAUGGCUGGAGAGAAAAAUGCAUGAGCAAUCCAAGAAAGUAUCUGAUCUAAUGAUGAGAAAGAUGGGAGAGAAGGAGCUGGAAAUAGAACGACGUAAACUGCGACAGUACGAGCUGAUCAGAUUCAAAGAGUUCCGAAGAACUAUGAUUGAAAAAUUGCGUCGUAAGAAUGACAGAGGAAAACGUGCUAGUGCAACUUCGGAAGCACUCGGAGUUCCAUCAAGAGUUUCUUCAACCCACCGUGAGUCGAGCGAUGCCGACAAUCAGAAACAAGGACGGCCUCAGGAUACUGUGAAUAUGCACAUUGAUGUGCAAGUUAGUAUAGAGACUGGAACAUGUACUCUCAAAACAGCACCGAAGCCAGAAACAACUCCAAACACUUUAAUGGUUAAACGACCAUCGGCAAGAGAUUUGAGAGCCAAGAACAUAGGGCAGCCUCCUGUUUCCGUAACAAUGUUCAGCAUUCCCAGUGUUGAUUUGAAAGCUUACUAUGUUUCUAUUGAUAACAUAGAAAACAUAGCAGGAUUUGCUUUUCCAAGAAAACUGUCAGCUCAACCAUCCAAUGCCAACGAAAGAACAUUGAAAAGGGGAUGUAUAUAUCUUUCCGUCGCUCUCUCAUCGAUGCCUUCAGAAACUGUCGUCACUCCCCAUCUUGCUGAUUAUGUUGAACAGGUUUUGGAACCUCUACCAGUUUUCACAGAAAUGAGGGCUGAAUCAAUGGAGUCAUUAGGAGACUCUCCAGAAACCAUGAACAAUAUUGUAGGAAUUGAUACAAGUGUUCUUCCCAUAGACGUCUUAUUCUAUCUCACAGUUCAAAGUAGUACUAUAAGAUUCGAUGGACAGCAACAAAAGAGUUCAGCAGCUGAUUGUCUGUUAAAAUUACCAUGCUUAACUUUAAUGGCUUCAACAAGACGCACUGAAGGGGAUGAGUAUUUAGGAGGAGUUGAUAUUUCAGUCACGCUAAGUGCUUUCUCCUUGAGCAUAUACAGCCCUCAUCAGCAAUCAACAUCUCGGGACGCUUUAGCUGUUACCUUAGAUCACCUUUCGCUUGUAAUUUCUAGGAGUAAAAAUGCUUCGAGCGAACCGGAUAAUCGCGUUCGGUUCGUACUAACUUCAAACAUCGGAGCUGCCAAUUUCACGUAUGAUAUUUGGAGACUGAGUGAACUGUUACAGUUCCCUAAGCCAUGGUAUCGUCGAGCGAUUGCCAGGAGAAUAUUCUUUGGAGAUCAAGCUGCUCCAGGAAGAGACAAUGUUCCAAGCAGACCUUCAACAAUCGCCAGUCAGAACUAUGUACAACAACCACGAUCGGCAAUCCAAGAGAAGCCUUGGUAUGCAUCCGUGUUGCUAGCGAUACAAUGGAAAGAAUUGAAUGUGAAUGGUCAGAUGUCAAACACGAUGGGAAGUACUAGUUGGAAAGCAAGAAAAGGCUUACUGAGAUCUUUUGCGAAAUUGAAUUACAAGCACGAAAGGGACAUCACUGUCACAUUCUUGUUGGAUUCGAGUGAGCUGAUAGCUCAUGGAGGAGCGAUAAGUGGAGAAAUAGCUCUGUCUCAACUAUUACUUUCUGCUACGCAUAAACGACUGGAGAAGGGUAUUCCACGAAACAAACUACAUUUUGAGUUGCUCUCUUUGAGCACGAGAAUUGAAUGGAUGAGUCGUGCGGUUUUGAUUAGUCGGAUUGAUCAUCCUAGAAUUAUUCUGGGAGAUGACAUUAUCGAAACUAACCAUCCUGAAAAAGGAAGUGAAGUUGCAGUCCUCCUUAAUAUCAAUGGAUCAUGGAGAGAUCUACAAAUUGUUAUUAAUAAGAACACAAUUGAUGACUUCAUGAAGAUUGUGAAUAAGCUUCAAACGUUCUUCCAUGAACAAUUGAGAAGCUCGCGCCGAGCAUGGGUUUUCGCCGAUGAUGAUGCUGGUACAACUUCUCACACAAAGGAGACAACAGAUACCGUGACAGACACAGAGAAAGAAGUUUUGUUUACUGAUCAUUGGGAGAAGGUACUCGAUUUGGUCACAGAAAUACAGUACAACUUGAAACUGAUUCCUCUUCCAAUGAAUGGGCAAACUGUUGUCGGAGGAGCUGUUCAGUUGGAUGCAGGUCGUUUAUCUAUUGCGUGCAUGCACGGAGAGAUGAAUGCUAAUAGUUGGGCUGUUUUCCACCUUAAAGAACUCUCAAUUCUAUUCAAGCCGAACGCCAAGUUCAAAUAUACUAACGAGGAACAAAACACACUAGGUGUCGCCGUCAAUCAAAGACUGAUUAUAAGCCUCGGGGAGUCCUCCGACUGCGGUACGGAGAGAACAGAAAAUAUGGCUAAUGUCUGUCGAGUACAGCUCACAAGAAACUUAUUACGUCAAAAUUCCAGCAUCAAAGCAUCUUUAGACUAUAUUAUCGGAGAUGUUCUCAAGAUCGUUAAACCAUCAGCAGAUCCUACAGAGGCCACAUCCACAACGAACAAAUCUCAACACAAUGUGUUAGAGUUAUUCCAAUUUCCAGCUUUGAAAGCUUUAUUAACUUCUUUACAAUGCAACGAAUGUGACAUGUCUUCUGAUACUCCUGUGAAACCAGAGGUGCUAUCAUCCUUCGUCUGCGAGUUUUAUAACCUAGUUUAUGUACAAACUGACUUCAGUGCUCAAGUUAGCUUCCUACCAGAAUUGCUCAAGAGUUACAUUAAUGCGACGGCUAACCAAAACGUGACUGGUCCUGAAACACCAACGAAAAAAUAUGAUAAUAGAGAUUAUAAAUGUGAAAAAUGGGAAGUUAAUCCAAAAAUUGGUUUCAUUGAUCGCACGAAAUGGAAUCCCCCGCUCGUGGAUGAUAUUUUGAGGAAAUUACAAAUAUUCGAUCAUCGAACAACCAUUCCCAAGGCUCUUCAAAGAGCUGUUCUUGAUCCAUUAGAUGCAACAUUGGCCAUCGGUAUUGCUCAAAUGUUCAAAUUAGUUCACAGAGGUGUCGAAGACGAGCUGUCCAAUAAAAACGAUGGGAGAUGA
Messenger RNA from Auanema sp. JU1783, 10731 nucleotides. Lineage: Eukaryota; Metazoa; Nematoda; Chromadorea; Rhabditida; Rhabditidae. The record is from the annotation of a GenBank genome assembly.